AUGAAUUUGGGUAGACUUCCUGUCCUAUAUGUUAACGGUGGGCCCAUAGUGCCAGUUGGAUAUUCAAAAUUAAUUAUUAUAGUGAAACCUACUAGAGACCAUUUAAAUAACGGUGAUAUAGUUACAUCUUGUCCAGAGAAUGUAUACAAAUGUGACAAUGAUCAAUGUUUGUCUAUAAGUGACGCCAGAUGUAAUGGAAUAACAGAGUGUUUAGAUGGUUCUGAUGAGCGUUCUUGUGUUGUAUCUACUACAGAAUCAGAUACUACUUCGACAAUAUCGUCAUUUCCAACAGAAACAACACAAUCGUUAGUACCAACAGAGACAACACAAUCAUCCGUACCGACAGAAACAACACAAUCAUCCGUACCGACAGAAACAACACAAUCGUCAGUACCAACAGUCACAACACAAUCGUCAGUACCGACAGAAACAACACAAUCGUCAUUACCAACAGAAACAACACAAUCAUCCAUACCGACAGAAACAACACAAUCGUCAUUACCAACAGAAACAACACAAUCGUCAGUAACAACAGAAACAACACAAUCGUCGUUACCAACAGAAACAACACAAUCGUCGUUACCAACAGAAACAAUACAAUCGUCGAUACAAACAGAAACAAAACAAUCGUCAUUACCAACAGAAACAACACAAUCGUCAGUAACAACAGAAACAACACAAUCGUCGUUACCAACAGAAACAACACAAUCGUCGUUACAAACAGAAACAACACAAUCGUCAUUACCAACAGAAACAACACAAUCGUCAUUACCAACAGAAACAACACAAUCGUCAGUAGCAACAGAAACAACACAAUCAUCCGUACCAACAGAAACAACACAAUCAUCGUUACCAACAGAAACAACACAAUCGUCAGUAACAACAGAAACAACACAAUCGUCGUUACCAACAGAAACAACACAAUCGUCGUUACCAACAGAAACAAUACAAUCGUCGAUACAAACAGAAACAAAACAAUCGUCAUUACCAACAGAAACAACACAAUCGUCAGUAACAACAGAAACAACACAAUCGUCGUUACCAACAGAAACAACACAAUCGUCAUUACCAACAGAAACAACACAAUCGUCAUUACCAACAGAAACAACACAAUCGUCAGUAGCAACAGAAACAACACAAUCAUCCGUACCAACAGAAACAACACAAUCAUCGUUACCAACAGAAACAACACAAUCGUCGUUACAAACAGAAACAACACAAUCGUCAUUACCAACAGAAACAACACAAUCGUCAUUACCAACAGAAACAACACAAUCUUCAGUAACAACAGAAACAACACAAUCGUCAGUACCAACAGAAACAACACAAUCGUCGUUACCAACAGAAACAACACAAUCGUCGUUACAAACAGAAACAACACAAUCGUCAUUACCAACAGAAACAACACAAUCAUCAUUACCAACAGAAACAACACAAAUGUCAUUAAAAACAGAAACAAUACAAUCGUCGAUACAAACAGAAACAAAACAAUCGUCAUUACCAACAGAAACAACACAAUCGUCAGUAACAACAGAAACAACGCAAUUGUCAGUUACAACAGAAACAACACAAUCGUCGUUACCAACAGAAACAACACAAUCGUCAUUACCAACAGAAACAACACAAUCGUCAUUACCAACAGAAACAACACAAUCAUCAUUACCAACAGAAACAACACAAAUGUCAUUACAAACAGAAACAACACAAUCGUCGAUACAAACAGAAGCAACACAAUCGUCAUUACCAACAGAAACAACACAAUCGUCGCUACAAACAGAAACAACACAAUUGUCAUUACAAACAGAAACAACACAAUCGUCGUUACAAACAGAAACAACACAAUCGUCAUUACCAACAGAAACAACACAAUCGUCGAUACAAACAGAAACAACACAAUCGUCAGUACCAACAGUAACAACACAAUCGUCUGUACCAACAGAAACAACACAAUCAUCAUUACCGACAGAAACAACACAAACGUCAUUACAAACAGAAACAACACAAUCGUCGUUACAAACAGAAACAACACAAUCGUCAGUACCAACAGUAACAACACAAUCGUCAGUACCAACAGAAACAACACAAUCGUCGUUACAAACAGAAACAACACAAUCGUCGUUACAAACAGAAACAACACAAUCGUCGUUACCAACAGUAACAACACAAUCGUCAGUACCAACAGAUGCAACACAAUCGUCAGUUGCAACAGAAACAACACAAUCGUCAGUACCAACAGGAAGAACACAAUCGUCAGUACCAACAGUAACAACACAAUCGUCAGUACAAACAGAAACAACACAAUCGUCAGUACAAACAGAAACAACACAAUCGUCAGUACAAACAGAAACAACACAAUCGUCAGAACCAACAGAAACAACACAAUCGUCAGUACCAACAGAAAUAACACAAUCGUCAGUACCAACAGAAACAACACAAUCAUCCGUACCAACAGAAACAACACAAUCGUCAGUACAAACAGAAACAACACAAUCAUCAGUACCAACAGUAACAACACAAUCGUCAGUACCAAUAGUAACAACACAAUCGUCAGUUCCAACAGAAACAACACAAUCGUCAGUACCAACAGAAACAACACAAUCAUCCGUUCCAACAGAAACAACACAAUCGUCAGUACCAACAGAAACAACACAAUCGUCCAUACCAACAGAAACAACACAAUCGUCGUUACAAACAGAAACAACACAAUCGUCGUUACAAACAGAAACAACACAAUCGUCAGUACCAACAGUAACAACACAAUCGUCAGUACCAACAGAUGCAACACAAUCGUCAGUUGCAACAGAAACAACACAAUCGUCAGUACCAACAGGAAGAACACAAUCGUCAGUACCAACAGUAACAACACAAUCGUCAGUACAAACAGAAACAACACAAUCGUCAGUACAAACAGAAGCAACACAAUCGUCAGUACAAACAGAAACAACACAAUCGUCAGUACCAACAGAAACAACACAAUCGUCAGUACCAACAGAAAUAACACAAUCGUCAGUACCAACAGAAACAACACAAUCGUACGUACCAACAGAAACAACACAAUCGUCAGUACCAACAGAAACAACGCAAUCGUCAGUACCAACAGAAACAACGCAAUCGUCAGUACCAACAGAAACAACACAAUCGUCAGUACCAACAGAAUCAACGCAAUCGUCUGUACCAACAGAAUCAACGCAAUCGUCUGUACCAACAGAAAUAACACAAUCGUCAUUAACAUCAGAAACAGCACAAACAUCAUUACCAACAGAAACAACACAAUCGUCAUUACCAUCAGAAACAGCACAAACAUCAUUACCAACAGAAACAACACAAUCGUCAGUACCAACAGAGAAAACAUCAUCGUCAGUACCAACAGAAACAACACUAACAGCACUAACAACAUUACCAACUGAGACAAUUCAAACGUCAGUACCAACAAAGACAACUCAAUCGUCAUUACCAACAGAAGAAACACAAACUUCAUCAGAAACAACACAACAUUUAGUCUCAACAGAUGCAACACCAUCGUCAAUAUCUAGAGAAACACUUGCAUCAUCACUGCCUGCGGACACAACGCAAUCGUCAUUAUCUACAUCAACUUAUUUACUUACUGAGAAUUCGACAUUAUCAUUAACUUCAGAUACUACGGUGUCCUUAUCAACUGCGGAACUAACAGCAGGAUCACAACCAACAGGGACACACUCAUUGUCUUUUCUAACAGAUACAACAUCAUCGUCAUUACCAAUGAAAACUACAACGCACAAAGAAGGGGAUCGUCCCGAUGAGAAAAAUGUCCAAGGUAAAAUAUAUGAAUAUUCCAUUUCAUUGUAA
Messenger RNA from Mytilus trossulus (common blue mussel), 3825 nucleotides. RefSeq names its product mucin-2-like. The transcript is spliced from 2 exons. Gene Ontology annotation, molecular function: protein binding. The coding region runs from base 1 to 3825 and encodes 1274 amino acids. Lineage: Eukaryota; Metazoa; Mollusca; Bivalvia; Mytilida; Mytilidae. The record is from RefSeq and is a predicted model, not a curated record.